This is a messenger RNA of Prorocentrum cordatum, 1930 nucleotides long. The record is from the annotation of a GenBank genome assembly. Lineage: Eukaryota; Dinophyceae; Prorocentrales; Prorocentraceae.
GGGCAGUCCUGUGGGGCCUUCCUCGCGCUCCACCCUCGUCGCAGUCCCCCUCCUUGUCCUCCUUGCCGCCCCCCUUCACCUCUCGAAGCCGUCCAGGCUGUACUCCUUUUCAAAGACAGCCGGCAUUUGGGUACUGUACAUGUCCACCGAACCUCUUCGCUCGGCCAUGCCUCCGAGGGCAGCGCUCCCGCUGGCCGCGGCGCUCGCCUCGACCCUCGCGGGGCGGGGCGCAGGCAUCCACAGCUCGCUCCGGGAGCACGGGCAGCGGCACCGGGGCGCCGCGGGGGGCGGCGGCCUCGGGCACGGCGGCGGCGCAGGGGCCGCCGGGCACCGGGCGGCCGUGCGCCACAUGCGGCAUAAGCAUCGUCACUGUAGAAACACGCGCUGGCGACCCGAUGAGGCUCCCGGGCAGGAACUCCGGCAACAACAGCGACGCCGAGGUCGAGAACCUGGGCGCGGGCCAGCCUUGGAACUAUUACCGCACUAAGAACGGCCUGAUGCUCGAGUGGCUCAGCAAGGCUGUCGAGAAGGACCCCGACGCCAUGGCGAUCAUGAUCGACGGUGGCGACAUGGUGUUCGGCGGAUGCGACGAGAGUUUCUUGAUGUCGAAGUACCAGAAGAUCCUGAGCGCCAGCGGCGGGGGACCCAACAUGAAGAUGGUGAUGGGCGCCGAGACUGCUUGCUUCCCUUUCCACAAUGCAAAGUUCUUCCGCGACAACAGCACGUGGGAGGGUCGGCGGUCAGCCGUCAACAGGCAGGUGGAGAACCUCGCUGACGACUGGGUCUUGCCGUGGUCGCCCUGCGGCGACACGAAGAUCGCCCCGUGCGACCCAGAGCCUCAGAGGGCCUACAGGUACCCAAACUGGGGGUUCGUCAUGGGCCCGGUGAAGGACCUCCAGCCGCUCUUCGAGUUCGUCUACAACCAGGGCAGCAACCAAGUACUGGACCAGGCGCUGGCCCAAUGGUGGAUGGUCACCCACCCCGACCGGAUCACACUGGACUACGCCGGCAGCAUGGUCCUGAGCCUUCACCAAUGGCCUACGGGCGGGCAGACAGUCGUGCGCCCCUCGAGGUCCGAAGGGGGAAGUGGUCCGCGAGCGAGAAAGGGGGGCCCUUCAUUCUCAACAAGAUCACCAAGCAGCCGUGCUGCUUUGCGCAUGGCAACGGCGACGGCGUGGCUUUCAUCCGAAAGAUUGCGAGGAGCAUGAACAAGCUAACGGGCGCUGCAUGAGUUCGGCGUCACCCCAACAUACUCAUACUAUAUGUGUUUCGCCCCCCCAGGGGCGACGCGCGCACCGAGAAAUCUUCUAGUAUAUGCGUUGUGGCGGGCGCUUUCUGGCCAUACCGCUGGGGAAACGAUCUACUACAAAUAGGGUAUACUACAUGUUCGGGUCGGACGCGCGCCUCCAAGGUGGACACAUGGUACUAGUAUGUCUCUGCGCGUCCCCUGAGUGGCUCUAGUAGUUGUUACCAGGGGCAACGGUCGGCCAUAGCCACCCAUCUCCGUGCGCUCAGGCGGGCGCGCUUAGGCUGUGAUUGCAGCGCCGAACAUCGCCGCGCAUAGGCGGGAUGCCCCCGGUCGCACGGCUCUGCUCGGGCACGGUGCCUUCUUUGUAUUUCGCCUUCACUCCCAGGAUAACGCCCGCCGCCCUACCCCCCCCUUGCAGCAGCGCCUGUUUUUUAGCGCACAGGCAUACUGUUCGUAGUGCGCGCAACGUGUUUGCAGUGUGCGCAAGCACGUGCUUGUGGUCUGUAGAGGCGCGUGGGGCGCGCAGGCUGUUGUGGCACCCGCGCAGGCGUGGCGGCGCAUUCACACGGGAAGAGGCAAGCAGUUCGCUGUGUAUAGCGCACGCGCCGGCUGCGGCGGCUGUUGUGGUGCACACAGGCGUGGUGGGAUGUUUUGUGCGCGCAGGCAUCGGGGGGUAGGGGC